Schistosoma intercalatum is the source of this 757-nucleotide messenger RNA. The record is from the annotation of a GenBank genome assembly. Lineage: Eukaryota; Metazoa; Platyhelminthes; Trematoda; Strigeidida; Schistosomatidae.
AACACACUGACCGCAGUGAAUUUAAGUGCUCAAGGUCGUCGGAGCGACGCAGCGAAUCUCAAAACCACAAGUUAACGUUUACUGUCCACACCUUUGGUUUUCAAAUGCUUGAAAUGCUACAGCGCUUCAGACUUUUAAAAGCUCUCCCCAGAUUAGUGCAUACCUAUGUACAUCCAAUUCAAACGAUUACAAAUAAACAACAAUUGAUAAGCUCACAUAACUUAAUGAAUAUCCAACCCAAGUCUGCUGAUACUAAGUUUACCCUUCCUGACUCUGUCAAACUAGUCAAUCACAACAUAAGUGAAUUUAAAACACCUAUUGUGAACACUAUCGUAUUGAGCCAAUCCAUUACAUUGCCAUCUCUACCAAAUGCUAUCCCCAUCAAAUUAAAAAAUGAUAUCAAAAUUCGCAGGCGGAAAAUGAAGAGACAUCAGAAGAAAAGGCUACAUAAACGUCAUGCUGUGUUGAUACGAAAGGAACAGAUGAUGCGUGAAAAAAAAGAGGAAAGCAAAUUACAACAGUUGCUUGAAUUUUGGAAGAUCCGUUCAGAAUCAUGGGAUCCGGUCGAUAAGGUGAAAAAUCGAUUGCAUUUAGCGAGAAGGUCCGGUUAUUACGUAGAUAUACUUAAUACUAAAGGCAGUCCAUUUUCUAAAGAAUAAAUGUUUAGUACUAAACCUUACUUUCUUGAUUCCCCAUAUAUUUACGUUAAUAAAUUGUAAAAAUCUACGUUUUAGGAACUAGAAGGUCGGCUACAUAC